AUGGUUGCAAUGAAGCAAAGGUAUAUUCGUCGUUUUUUUUUCUUUCAUGUUCUAAAACUGCCUAUUAAAAUUAAUUUUGACCAACAUAUCACAAUCGUUCCAUCUAACCUAUCUAUCUAUCUAUCUAUCUAUCUAUCUAUCUAUCUAUCUAUCUAUCUAUCUGUCUGUCUGUCUGUCUGUCUGUCUGUGGGUCUGCGCAAACCCAACUCCAACUGCAACUUCUCUUCCGGCCUUCUUCUGCCUGUUGGCCUGCAACUCUUCUGCCUUCCGGCCUGCAACUCUUCAGGGUUGCAACGUUCUCUUUCUCUAGGCGCAACUGCAAGUUUCUUCUUCUUCGUCCGAGGCGCAAACCCAACUCUUCAACUGCAACUUCUCUCUCGCCGUCCGCCCUGCAACUCUUCUGCCUGUCCGCCCUGCAGCUCUUCUGCCUGUCCGCCCUGCAACUUUUUCUUCUUUCUUCCGGCUGCAACUCCAACUUCUCUGCCUAAACAGCUUCGAUUGUUACUAGCUUCUUCUUCUUCUUCUUCUUUUUCUUCUUCUUCUUUUUCUUCUUCUUCUUCUUCUUCUUCUUCUUCUUCUUCUAUGUCCCUUGUCCAUUCAGCCCGUGUCUGCUUUGCCAUUCGUGCUCACUAG
This is a messenger RNA of Acanthosepion pharaonis, 633 nucleotides long. NCBI's taxonomy places the organism in Eukaryota, Metazoa, Mollusca, Cephalopoda, Sepiida, Sepiidae. The record is from the annotation of a GenBank genome assembly.